AUGAAUGUGCGACGAUUUUGUAAUGUUCACAACCUCAAGCGAGUAGUAUCUGAUGCACAGUUGGAAAUUGCCGUUUUGUCAGCAAUUGAAGAGACUGGCUCAACAUUUGGUCGAAAGUAUAUGACUGGUUACCUGGCAACCAAACGGAUUGUUGCUGCAGAAAAUCGGGUUGGAAAAACCCUGUGCGGAAUGGCGAGACCCUACCACGAAAUGAGAUGCAAGGGCCUGCGGAACUUCAAUCCUAUGCCAUACUAUGCUGCCUAUAUGGGGCACAAACUCCAUUUAGACCAAAACGAGAAACUUGCAAUGUUUGGCGUGACGCAUGUGAUUGCCAUAGAUGGAUACUCCAGCAAAGUAGUGGCACAUGCAACAAUGCCUGUAAAGAAUAACCUCAUUAUUUAUGAGGAUGUUUACAGGUCUGCUGUGGUAAACUAUGGAAUGUGGGAUCAGGUGUGUGUUGACCACGGCAAGGAAUUCUAUUUGACACUCUUCAUUCAGGAAAUUAUUGCAUCCCCGAGACAUUGUCAGGACAAACCACCAUACUACCAAAGCACGUCAACAAAGAAUCAUAAAGUUGAGCGGAUGUGGCCUGAGGUUAAUAGCAAGGUCAAUUACCCACUGAAAGAGGCCCUUAUCCACCUUACAGAGCAAGAACUCCUGGACAUGGACUGCAACAUCAGCAGAUACUGUGUGUCUAACCUGACUAGACAACUUUCUGAACUGGGCAUGAGGAGAGUAAUCGACACUUGGGAUGCACACAGAAUUCCUGGUAUGGUAAAACCAUUUACAGAAAAAAAACCAUAA
Paramisgurnus dabryanus is the source of this 804-nucleotide messenger RNA. The record is from RefSeq and is a predicted model, not a curated record. NCBI's taxonomy places the organism in Eukaryota, Metazoa, Chordata, Actinopteri, Cypriniformes, Cobitidae.